Messenger RNA from Calliphora vicina (urban bluebottle blowfly), 1540 nucleotides. RefSeq names its product Kynurenine 3-monooxygenase cn (gene cn). Gene Ontology annotation, cellular component: mitochondrial outer membrane. The record is from RefSeq and is a predicted model, not a curated record. Gene Ontology annotation, molecular function: FAD binding; kynurenine 3-monooxygenase activity. Lineage: Eukaryota; Metazoa; Arthropoda; Insecta; Diptera; Calliphoridae. The coding region runs from base 26 to 1423 and encodes 465 amino acids. Gene Ontology annotation, biological process: L-tryptophan catabolic process; quinolinate biosynthetic process. The transcript has 7 exons.
AAAAAAGUUUAAUAAGUAGAAAAAAAUGUCUGAGAAAAUCGUAAAAUCAAGUGGCAAUGGCAUCAAUUUAUCGAUACCUCCUAUGAAAGUGGCUGUUAUUGGGGCAGGUUUGGUGGGUUCAUUGACUGCUUUAAAUUUUGCACGUCGCGGUCACGAAGUUCAUCUCUAUGAAUACAGAGAAGAUAUACGCAGCUCUCAGCUGGUACAGGGACGCAGUAUUAAUUUAGCCUUAUCACAAAGAGGCCGCAAAGCUUUAGCCGAAGUGGGCUUAGAAGAUGUCGUAUUAUCGACGGCAAUACCAAUGCGUGGUCGUAUGUUGCAUGAUAUCAAGGGUAAUAGAUCAGUAGUGUUGUAUGAUCCUUGUACUCAUCAAUGUUUGUAUUCGGUGGGACGUAAACAUUUAAAUGAAAUUUUAUUAAAUGCUGGAGAAAAAUUUCCAAAUAUUCAUUAUCAUUUUGAUCAUAAGCUUAAAACGGCUAAUCUAAGGGAAGGAGAUAUGGUUUUCCAGCACCCUUAUACAGAAGAUUGCACUGAAGCUAAUGCCGAUCUUAUUGUAGGCUGUGAUGGAGCCUUCAGCUCUGUACGCCAGCAAAUGUCCAAAACUUUGGGUUUCAAUUUCUCUCAGGAAUAUAUUGAACAUGGCUAUUUGGAAUUGUGCAUACCGGCUAAAAAUGGUGAAUUUCAAAUGCCUCCCAAUUAUUUGCAUAUUUGGCCUAGAGAUGAUUUUAUGAUGAUUGCUUUGCCCAAUCAGGAUAAAUCGUUUACGGUGACCUUGUCCAUGCCCUUCAGAGUAUUUGCCAGUAUUAAAACAACCGAAGAUCUGUUGGAAUUCUUCAAGCGUUAUUAUAUUGAUGCCUUGCCAUUGAUUGGGGAGGAAUGUUUGCUUAAGGAUUUCUUUAAAUCGAAACCCCAACAUUUGGUAUCGAUAAAGUGCAAUCCCUAUCAUUUUGGUGACAAAGCUUUAAUACUGGGUGAUGCUGCUCACGCCAUGGUUCCCUACUACGGUCAAGGCAUGAAUGCUGGCAUGGAAGAUUGUACCAUAUUCUUCUCUAUACUGGGCCAGCCACAAAUGACCAUAGCAAAAGCUUUAGAACAGUUUACCGAUAACCGAUGCAAGGAUGCUCAUGCUAUAUGCGAUUUGGCCAUGUACAAUUAUGUGGAGAUGCGCGAUUUAACCAAACGUUUCUCCUUCAAAUGCCGUAAAAUUUUGGAUACAACACUCUUCCGUUUCUUCCCCACCUUUUGGGUACCUUUGUAUAAUAGCGUGUCAUUUACUAGCAUGCCGUAUAGUAAGUGCAUUGCCAAUCGUAAAUGGCAGGAUCAGUUUCUUUCGAAAUCCUUUUAUGUCAUUUCAACAUCUGCCCUUGUGAUGGCCUCUGCUGUUUAUGUUGCCAAAAAUUAUGAAUUAAAAUUUAGUUUUUAAGUUUUAAUGUUUGAAAUUUAUAAAUUAAUAAUGUUUGUUAGUUAUUUAGUUGUAGGUUAAUAAAAAGAAUACAUAGUUAAUUAAAAUAUAAAUUGAUGUCUUGCCAGAAAAAUACAA